AUGCCCCUGAGGACAUCAUGCAACACACUGAAACUAGAAUCAAAUGCCCCUACAGAUCUACAGUGGUACUUUGAUGAUUUUGAACAGUGUGCAGAAUCCAACAAACUCUCGGCUGGCCAAUGCUCCAAAUAUGCUGCACGGUAUACUCUGGCUGCUACCGAAGUGGUCUGGAAGAAACUACCAUCUUUCAAAGGAGGCAAUUAUGACACCUGGAAGGCUGACAUAUACAAGCUAUAUCCAGGCACAUCACAGGAAGAUGAAAUCUUUACCUAUGUGGAUCUUGAGGAAUUCAUGUGGAAAUUGGCCAUGGUACUGAUGAGUACUCAAGCCCAAUUGGGAGAAUACAUUUGUGCAUUCCACCAUAUCACCAGGUCAUUUGGUGAAGGAGAGCAGUUAUCAGAAAGAGAGAAGAACUGCGCAUUCAUGCAAGGAUUGCAUAUCAAAUUCACAAGUCAAGUGCUUGCCAAACUUGCCAUUGAGUUUCCCAAGCAUCACCUGGAAAUUCCAUACCCAAUGUCUGAUGUACAAAAUACUGCAUCUUGGCUGCUUCACACUACCCCAGCUGACACACCUGUCAUAUCCCUUUCAAAUAUUGGGACAAAUACCAGGUUUUCACCUCCAGGUACAUCUUCGAAUACCAGAACCUCAGGGGCUUUUCCACUCAAAGCUGAACCAGUGAAUUCUACUACCACAGAUACCUCAGUCAACAAGCUGGACAAUAUUGUCAAUGUACUCAGCACACUGGUACAACAAGGCAGUUCACAUUGGUCUUCAAAUACCAGUAACAAUUACAAUAUGAACAAUGCAUAUGGUCAGAAUACCGCACAUAAUGCAAUUAACAUGAACUCCAGUACACCAUCCACCCAAACUUGUAAUUGGUGUGGCCUCCCAGUGAAUGUCCUGACAUGGAAAUUGCUAUCUGUGAUGGGUUCAUUAUCAGGAACCAAGACCACAGAGUGGUCUUGCUGA
Molecule: messenger RNA, 969 nt
Organism: Dacryopinax primogenitus
Lineage: Eukaryota; Fungi; Basidiomycota; Dacrymycetes; Dacrymycetales; Dacrymycetaceae
Exons: 1
Coding region: 1-969 (322 amino acids)
Source: RefSeq, a predicted model, not a curated record